CGAUCGAGAACAUAGUCAAAACAUUUCACAUUGCUCCGAGAGCCAAAGAGGGGGACGAGUUCUGAAUGGUUGUCGGUUGGCGGCGGCAUGACAUCCUAUGACGUCUAACGCACACGGUCGCUCGACGUCGGUGUGUGCAGGCAGCAGGCAGCAGUGUGUUGUUUCGAUUCCUGACUGACUGAGGCUGACAGUCUGGUGGAUUGUUUGAGGCGAAAACGAUAGUGUGUGAUAGUGAGUGAGCUUUUCGACGAUGAUGAUGAACAGCAACAGUGACGACGAGGAGCCCAAGAUGUCCAGACUGCUUAGGUUGGCGCAGAAGUUUAAUUGCUUCUAUUUGAAUGGCCUAGUAAAGGGCGACUGUCGGCCGUUUGUCGUCGACGGCCAGCAGGUGGGCCUGAUCAGCCAGAACGUUCUGGAACAGCUACUCAAGUAUCCGGAGGUGUUCUGCAUCAAAGACGCCGAACAGGGCAAACAGAACAUCGUCGAACUAAAUCCGGCCUUUCGCGACUACACCGAGCGCUCGCAGCAGGUUGACCGCGUCCUGAAGGAGUUCCGCGCCGAGGGCGUGUUCGUGGCCCUCAAGGGAUGGCGCAACGAGUGUUACGACGUCAAGAGCACAACCGAAUCGCUGCUCAAGAUGGACCGGUCGGCCACGUGCCUGUUUGGGGUUCGCAACUACGGCGUCGAAAUCAACGGGUACGUCCGACAUCCGACCAAGGGCCUGUGCAUUUGGCUGCAGCAACGUUCGGACACGAAGCAAACCUGGCCCGGCAAGUGGGACAACAUGGUCAGCGGUGGGCUGUCCGUCGGGUAUGGGAUUAAGGAAACCGCCAUCAAGGAAGCCGCCGAGGAGGCCUCGAUUCCGCCGAACCUCAUCAAGAACCUCGUGUCGGCCGGCUGUGUGUCGUUCUUCUUCGAGAGCGAACGGGGCCUGUUUCCGAACACGGAGUUUGUGUUCGACCUGGAGCUGCCGGAGGACUUCCGGCCGGACAACAGUGACGGGGAGGUGCAGAACUUUAAGCUGCUGCCGGCGCUGGAGUGCCUGGAGAGGUGUUUUGCGCCGGACUUUAAGACCACCAGCUGUCCCGUCCUGCUGGACUUUAUGAUUAGGCACGGUAUUAUUACGCCGGAGAAUGAGGUAAACUUUACCCAGAUCGUGGAACUGCUGCACGUUCCGCUGCAAUCGCUCUACACGUACCGGACAUCGAAGGCGAACGGUCUCAACAAUGGCAACGGUAGCAUUAAAAAUGGCCGAGUUUAGAUACCAAACAAACACAUAAAAGAAUCUUUUUUCGCGAGCCCUUAGCCACGCCGCGCCAUUUCUAUUCGCCGCCGCCAACAGCAUGAAAAAAGCAAAAAACAACUAAUAGUGAAGGCUUACUGUCUACGUACAUUAAAUUAAAUUUGAAUGCAGGUUUUACAAGACGAAUAUACAUAUAUUAUAUGUUUGCAGUUAGGCUAUUUAAAUUUAAAACUGUGCUAUUCGUAGGUGUUCACGUUUUGCCACCUUUGGAUUAAUUCUUCUUAAAACGUAACUAUUUACUGUCAAGGAUGAUUCAAUGAGAAAAGUUUACGUACGUUUGCUAUUACAAUCUGUAGUCCAGUUUUCGUUUUUUGGUGUAUUUUAAAUUGUUUAGAUUUUAGAUCAGGACGAAAGGAAGAUCGUAUAUAGAUUUAAUUUAUGUAUACAAUUUGCAUCACAAUUAUAUAUUUUAAAAAUAAUAUUGACACUCACACAAAACAAAUACAAUCUAUAUAAUCAGUAAGCAGCCGAUACAACACACUACUAUCUAACCUCUAGAAGAAUUGAUUGAAAAAAACAAGUUGUGCAUGUUUCCCUUUCGCUGUAUACUCCUCCUCUUAACAAAACAAAAAAAAAGUAUAUUAACUCUGUUCCAUAAACAAACAACCAAACAACUAUUUACAAACAGUCAGUGAAUCAGUGUGUAAAUGAAAUGCGUCGACAGGUUUUUUCUUUGCUCAGUUUCCUAUUUUGUGUCUAAGUCGUUGCUUAACAAACCAGGAUAAUCAAAUAUUUAUUUAUUUAUUUUACGUUAGAAAAGACAACCUUAAACUAUGCUCCAUCACAGUUUUAAGCUAGAAAGAUAUCAAGUGAUACGAUUUACUUUUUUUCUUAUUACGACACCCCCGUUCAAACCCGCAAAACCCCCCUCACUACCUAUCUGUCGAUAGUUUGUGUAAAUGUACAAUUUCGAUUUGUUUGUAAAACAACACAUCACCGAGUUGUCCUUUAAAAGGAAUGAAAGAAGGAAAAGAAUUAAAAC
Molecule: messenger RNA, 2285 nt
Organism: Culex quinquefasciatus (southern house mosquito)
Lineage: Eukaryota; Metazoa; Arthropoda; Insecta; Diptera; Culicidae
Exons: 4
Coding region: 251-1261 (336 amino acids)
Molecular function (GO): 8-oxo-dGDP phosphatase activity
Source: RefSeq, a predicted model, not a curated record